This is a messenger RNA of Homarus americanus (American lobster), 4621 nucleotides long. RefSeq names its product small G protein signaling modulator 2-like. The transcript is spliced from 27 exons. Gene Ontology annotation, biological process: activation of GTPase activity. Bases 1 to 3516 code for a protein of 1171 amino acids. Lineage: Eukaryota; Metazoa; Arthropoda; Malacostraca; Decapoda; Nephropidae. Gene Ontology annotation, molecular function: GTPase activator activity. The record is from RefSeq and is a predicted model, not a curated record.
AUGGCCGCCUGGUUGUAUGAUCACCAUGGCAACUAUUGUACUAACAUGAUCAGAGUAUCGUGCUCGGAGGGUGCUGUAGAGGCCUGCUUUGAGGAGAGUGCUGUAGAGGCCUGCUUGUCACACGGCCUCAAGCGACGCACACUUGGCCUGUUCAAGACCUCCUCCACCACGGCUCUCAUACACAAGGUGGGCAAGUGCUUCGAACCUGCCUCCAAUGUGUCCAAGAUUGUCCAGGAGAUAGAAUCUUCUGAUAUUGGAAGACGCAGUAGUGGCAGCGGAGACUCCAGCUCCCGCCUGGGAAAGCCGCCCUUGGUCAAGAAGAACUCUGGCUCCAUCACCAGUUGCAGUAGUCCACCCAGGUACCUGUGGAUCCGCGUGGCCCUGUUCGAGAAGGUCCUGGCCAAGAUCAUCGACUACCUGGUGCAGAACAGCAACAAAUACUACGAGAGGGACUCGCUUGUAGCUGACCCAGAUUACGGCACCAUCCUCAGCUCUCUCUUAGUUGGUCCGUGUGCCCUGGACUUCAGCAGGAUGAAGACAGUGGACCACCUCUGGACAGACCCUCCAGCAGAUGAACUGGUGCAGCGUCACAGAAUCUCAUCAGGGCACUUUACAGGUCCCUCUACACCCCCUGUCCCUCGUAGACCUGGUCUCCAUGAUGCAACUCAAGGAGGGAAGUCUAAAUACCGUAAGCCUGUGAGCUGUAGCAGUGAGGAUGUGGGUGUAGUACCACCACGAAAUGUGCCCUUGAAUGCCCGGGACUAUGUGGAGAGCUUACACCAGAACAACAAAGCUACACUCCUCUAUGGCAAGAAUAACGUUCAUGUACAGCCUAAAGAACAAAUGGAGGCCAUGCCAGGCUACAUGUCCCUCCACCAGACAACUGAGGGGUUGGUCAUUAAAUGGACUCCCAACCACCUGAUGAACGGUUGCUGCCCAGACACCACAGAAGACAAGAGACCUUUCUAUAUGGAUUUGUGCUUUCAAAAAAGCAUCUAUUGGGAAUAUGCACUUAAUGUGCGGGUGGAGGAAAUCGUUUACGUCCACUGCCAUCAGCAAGCUGACUCUGGGGGAACAAUUGUUUUGGUUGGGCAGGAUGGAACUCAGUACCCACCUAUCCACUUUCCACGAGGUGGCCACCUCCUUGCCUUCCUCUCCUGCCUUGAAAAUGGUCUUCUUCCUCAUGGCCACCUUGAUCCACCUCUCUGGUCCCAGCGAGGGAAAGGUAAAGUGUUCCCAAAGCUGAGGAGAAAGGCUCGAGCAUUAGCCAACAGACAACACCAUGGUGGCAUUGAGAAUGAGGAAGAGGAGGCCACAGAUUAUGUAUUUAGGAUCAUCACAGCCCACAAACCCGACCGUCUAUCCCACGUGGAGCUGAUGUCUCCCUUGUUACGUGGUGGUUCUGGCUGGCUUCCCCGCGUCCCUAAACUUUCAUCACAUUCGUCCUCAACCUCCUCUUCCAAAUCACUCAGCCUUGGGGACUCCAUGAGUGAGGUCAUGCCACCACCUCCUACUCCAAAUCCAAGUUUGGAUGUUCCAUGUCCACCAGCAGAACAUCCCAGUGAAGGAGGGACAAGAAUGGGCACGAAUGAAAAGAACAGCGACUCACUUGAGCUUCUCUGUGCCACAAUGAAACACCAAAUUAUCUCACGGGCUUUCUAUGGCUGGCUGGCACACUGUCGACACUUAAGAACUGUUCGUACUCACCUGGCUGGCCUUGUUCUGCCCUCUGCCUCCACACCACCUCAUACACCAGCAUGGGAGGAAGGUGUGACUGAAGAAGCUUGGGUUGCUCUUCAUACUAAUGGCUGCCUCACCCAACAGGAGGAACUGUUGGCCCGAGUCUACCUUGGUGGUAUUGCCCCACAAAUUAGGAAAGAGGUGUGGCCAUACUUGUUGGGUCACUACAACUUCGGGAGCUCACUUGAGGAGAGGGAGGAACAGGACCGUCGUAUUCGUCAGACAUAUGAAACUACAAUGUCAGAAUGGUUGGCUGUGGAGGCCAUUGUUCGGCAGCGUGACAAAGAGAUAAUGGCAUUGAAUAUGGCCAAGCUGUCUUCUGAGUCACAAAAUGGAGAAAUACCACUGGUUGGGAGAGAGAGAUCUCUCAGCAAUGAGGUAUUUGAGCCAGACACAUUGAGUAUUGGGUCUGUGGAUAACCCCGGCACAGUGCAGGAGGAAGAUGAGGACCCUACCAUGGACGACUUAGAACAAUCAGAUAUCACCAGUGUGGACAUAGACGGUGAGAAUGUCACAAAUACCGAAAACAAUAGCCAUGCCGACACGUCACACACACAGAACAAAGAAAAUUUGACGACUGACGAAAGUGACAACAAUAAGAUAUAUGCUAAAGAGAAUCUGAGGCAAGAGAGCAAAGAAAGUGACACAGCUGAAGUAGCCAGUCCUACUUGUGUGGUGACACCUGAUGAAGGUGUAGAAGAAGGCCCCGAGGAGGUCGAUGAUCCAGAUAGCACAGCUCAACACUCGUCUGCCACCCAUGAAGCAGCCUGUGUUAGUGCCUCGUUCACCGUGGAGACAUGUAACCCCCCCAUCACCACCCCAGUUAUAGUUAGCAAAGCCUCCCUAGACAGUGGCAGCCACUCUGACGUAGUGAAUGGCGUGGAAGAUGAAAAUGCUGCUGACGAUGAAGUGAAAGGUAUCACUCAAAAUGAUGGUGAGGAAGACAUUGUCAAGGAAAAUGGAGAUGUUACUUCAGAAACUGAAACAGGAAAUGAUCAUAAGAACAAGGAUACUUUAGCAGUUGAGGAGAACCAAGAUGGCCACAGUUUGGAAUCCAGAUCAUCUUGUAUUUCUCCAGCAUCCUCUCAAGGAGGAGUUUAUUCAAUGGAACUACUAGAAACUUUUGGAUUAAAUCUUCACCGCAUUGACAAAGAUGUACAAAGGUGUGACCGAAACUACUGGUAUUUUACUCAAGACAACCUUGAGAAGCUGCGUAAUGUUAUGUGCACAUAUGUAUGGGAACAUCUCGACACUGGAUACAUGCAAGGAAUGUGUGAUCUAGUAGCACCACUUCUUGUUAUUUAUGAUGACGAAGCAUCUACUUACUCAUGUUUCUGUAAUCUAAUGGGCCGCAUGUCGCAUAAUUUCCCAAAUGGUGGUGCAAUGGAUCAACACUUUGCCAAUAUGAGGUCACUGAUUCAAAUAUUGGAUUCUGAAAUGUUCGAACUGAUGCAUCAGAACGGAGACUACACCCACUUCUACUUUUGUUACCGCUGGUUCCUCCUCGACUUUAAGAGAGAAUUAGUGUACGAUGAUGUGUUCACGGUGUGGGAAUCUAUAUGGGCAGCACGGCAUGCUUCCUCCGCUCACUUCGUCCUCUUCAUUGCGUUGGCCUUAGUGGAAUAUUAUCGCGACAUCAUCCUAGACAACAACAUGGACUUCACAGAUAUCAUUAAGUUCUUCAAUGAAAUGGCCGAGAGACAUGAUGCCAAAACUGUUCUCCACACAGCUAGGAAUCUUGUCCUUCAGCUUCAGACAUUAAUUGAGAACAAAUAAUCUACUUGACAAUAUGUAUGUGCCAAAGAGACAAGAUUUAUUGUAUAUGAUGAACUCUGAAACUGAGCUGACUAAAACUUAAGGGUAAGAACUAUAUACUGUACCCAUGGAUCCAGACAACAUACCUUUUGUUGUAGAAAUAUGAGCAUAUUACUACAGACCUCCAUUUGCAAGUUACAGUAAGGUUUUCAAACAAGUUGAAUAAUCCUGCAACUGCUGCUGGUACAUCAUUAGAUGGAGAACAUGAGGGCCCAGAAUUCAUUCAUUUCUGAAGGUAUUUCUGAUAGAUUUAUUUACUGUAUGUAUUUCUUGUAGUAAAAAUUAGUUAUGUAUUUUCAUGUACAGUACAGUAUUCAUAAAUUGAUCAUAUGGUUAAACAUGAAUAAACACAUACAUAUACAUGACAGAUGAGUUCAAUAACAAAUUCAUUACCAAACAAAAAAUAUAGAAACUACGCUUCAGAAGGCCUUACCUCUUGGUAGUACAUUAUUUAUAUAUACUGAUGAAUAAAUUUGCUGGUUUUCUUUAGCAACAGCCAUAUUUUAAAUUCAUGUGUAAACAGAAACUAACCUAACCCAACCUUACCUACCUACCUAGCUUAAUCUACACUUACUUUAGGUUAAUUUAAGUUUGUUUGCUUCAGUUCAUAUUUUGAGUUUUUAUAUUUAGUGGAUGAUAAGAUGUUGUAUUUGUCAGCCGUGUCAUGUCGGCUCUUUACUCUAUUCUCUUUGCCACUUGUCAGUUUACUAGUUGAUCAAGUGGUCAGUCAGUGUUCUGUUAGGCACUGUUGGCAGUACAGUACAGUACAGUAUAAGGCAUGCCAAAGUUUUUGUAUGUACCUGAAUAUAUGCCAGUGAUGGUCAAGUCUGGUGUUGAAGCAUUUCACACUUACUCUAGGGUUAUGACAACAUUCUCUGGAAGGUAUUCCAAGAGUUCACAACUCUAACUCUAAAGAUGAACUCUGAAGCUUUUUGUUGAGGCGAUAUAAACAGAGAAACCAGAUAUCAGAUGAACGAUGAUGUUAUAGAGAAAUCCAACUGUGAGAAAGAUUUAGGAGUAUUGAUAAGUAGGAAUCUUAAAAGAAGUAAACAAUGUGUAUUUGCUC